Messenger RNA from Trichoderma breve, 2427 nucleotides. Its product is annotated as leucine rich repeat domain-containing protein. Gene Ontology annotation, molecular function: protein kinase binding. The transcript has 4 exons. The record is from RefSeq and is a predicted model, not a curated record. Gene Ontology annotation, cellular component: cytoplasm. Bases 1 to 2427 code for a protein of 808 amino acids. Lineage: Eukaryota; Fungi; Ascomycota; Sordariomycetes; Hypocreales; Hypocreaceae.
AUGGAUUCAGAAGACGGAAGCUUGUUUAUCAAGCAACUUGCUGCUUUUGUUCGCAGCAACGAAAAGGCUCUCGCCAACGCCUUGCAGCUUCAGCGCCGCGAUACUCCGACGUUUCCUGAGCGUCCCUCAACUGCAAUCUCCAGCACCAGCGCCUUUGCCAACGCUCUGUCUCUGGGGCCGCUCAACUUUUCCUCUCACGGAGUAAAAUCUGCGAAGCUCGCCCUCACUCCCCACCACCUGUUCUAUCUCCUCUCUCGCUUCGAAGAAUUGGGUAUCAAUGUGGGGCCCAUGAAGGUUCGCUUGGAGGAUCUCCACGACAGCUCAUCGUCUGCAAACUACGUGUCAUUUCUGAGCAACACCCAGCGGUCUAGAAGCCAUAGCUCAGAUGUAGGCUCCAUCCACUCCGUCUCCAGUAUCCGGAGCGUCAUGUCUGGCAUGUCUGCCUUGUGGGCCAGCUUCGGUAUCGGUGCCAGCAUAUCUGCUGCUCGGACGGAGCGUCAAAAGGCCGCGUUGGAGGCGGACAUGAAGUAUUUGUAUUCCGCCUUCACCAAGAUCCCCUGUCUUCGCUUGGCCCCUGAUUGGCGAGCUCGGCUCAUCAAGGGCUACGAAGAGUUUCCCUUUGACUCUGCGGUCCCCCUCUACGUCUUCAAGAAUGUCCAGGCGCUGGAAGUGAGCAACAUUGACUUUCGUCAAUUCUUUGGCUGGGAUCGCAUGGCCGACCAGCUCCGCUCGCUUACGCUCAAGCAUGCCGGCAUCGAAGAUCCUGCCGAUAUUUUAAUCGAUAUUGUCCUGGAUGAUAUGGACAAGAGGCGCCGCAGAACGUCAAAGUCACAGCACUCGCCCUCAAUACCUUGGAGCGGGAGCCAUAGCCCCCGCAAGAGCCCAACCAUGUCCGGUCGUGAACUUCGUGUCGGCUCCAUGGCUCCCAGCGAGGCUGCCGUCGAGGACGGUAACACGUCCGAUGGCUCGGCCCGCACCCUGCGAAGACAAUCUACGGAUGACCUAUCACGUUCUCUAAACAAGGACUCUCGGCCGAGGAGCAAUUCCCCAUCACGCCCAUCAAGCUCUCGUAAUCACACCCACAUCCGAUCUCAACAGAGAAUGCGGCGUUCUGGAUCUGGGAGUUCCAACUCCAGCCUAUCCGACUCUUGGUACCAUCACCACUCUAGAGGCAGUUCUGCCAACCUCUUGGGAAACACAGUCCUACCUUCGUCCAAGUGGCGCUUCCUGAGGCAUCUCAGUCUGGCAGAUAACCCCAUGACGUCGAUUCCGGCCUCAAGCCUGGCUCCUCUUUCCAACACCCUCUUCUCUCUCGAUUUGUCAUCCAAUCUCUUCAGCCAAAUCCCGGACAGCCUGUCCACCCUCACCGCUCUCCGCGCCCUAAACCUGUCUCAUUGCAUGAUUGACUCUCUGCACUCCCUGACCCGAAACCCCCUCCCCGCCAUUACUGCUCUCAACUUGAGAGCCAAUAGACUGCAAUCUCUCGCCGGUAUCGAGAAGCUGUAUCCCUUGGAAAGGCUGGACCUUAGAGACAACCGCCUUACAGACCCCAAGGAACUUGCACGCUUGACUGGAAUUCCAGAGAUUCGUGAAAUCUGGGUCGAGGGCAACCCCUUUGCCCGCACUCACAAGGACUACCGUGUGGUGAUCUUCAACCUGUUUCGGAUGACGCCGGGAUACACCGAGGAUAUCGUCAUCGAUGGCUCAGGCCCCAGCUCCUCUGAAAAGCGUAUUCUGGUUGACCGAGUCCCGAUUCCCGAGUCUGUCCCAGUGGUGAAGCCGAUCGUGACCGAGAUGCGAGGCGUCGACGUAAGCAAGCCCACCGUUGUCUAUAGUGCUGUCAAGGAGGCUUCCGUCCUGCGCAAGGAGAGGCCAGUGCCAAAGGCCGUCGCCAGCGAAAUCAACACGACUUCAACGAGGCGCCGGAGGAACACCAAACGACGCAUCGUCGAUCUUUCGACUAGUGACAAAAACCCAAUGCCCUCGCCGGUUGAUGUGCAUAGCCCAAAAUACCCGAUCAAUUCCCCAAUUGCCGGCUCAAUGGAUGGGAGCUAUAAAAUUUCUCACGUAUCUAAAACUCAACCGUCGACUCCCCUCUCAUAUCCAAAGGCCCACGAGUUUGGCAGCGGAGCCUUUUCUUUCGAGAACGCACAUGCCAACGGUCCCGCCCAUGCCGACCACAUUUUUAGCACGAGCGAUAUCCAGCAGCAAGACUGGGAUGCCAGCGGCGAGCUGUACCGUCGCAAAAUAGAGGCCCUGCGUGACAAGGUCGGCGAGGGCUAUCUGAGCGUGCUGAGCGAGGAGAGCUGGGAUGCCAACAAUGUUUUUGGCUCAUCCAAUAUCCCCACCACCACCGCUGCGCUGUUGGCGGCCCAUCCCGCCCACCACGCUCCUCCCAUGCAAGCCAUCCAUGGAGGCCACUCAUAA